Molecule: messenger RNA, 1110 nt
Organism: Daldinia childiae
Lineage: Eukaryota; Fungi; Ascomycota; Sordariomycetes; Xylariales; Hypoxylaceae
Exons: 4
Coding region: 1-1110 (369 amino acids)
Source: RefSeq, a predicted model, not a curated record
AUGGGUGUUCCAAGCCCAGUCUGCGUUCUCAUUGGUAUCCGACGAACCCACCGAGCUAGACUGGAAUCCAGCGGCCUUACUAGAGUUAUCGGACUCCGUCAGGAGGCGGCGCUUAGAGACGAAGAGCAACAAUGGGGGCGUCCAACACUCGAUAUUGAGACCAUCGAGCACGCUCGGCUGGACAAGCUGCUGGCUGAGCUUCUACAGUUUGCCGAGAAGAUGAGAGGCGCUUCCAGCCCGUUGAUGAGGACAGGUGCAGCAACUGGCAGCUUCUCGCUCCAAUUCCGCGUCAUUAUAUCACAUGCUAAGAACCUAUGGCGCGCGUGGAGACGCAGAUUCCGCGAGCAGUACUUCAUGAUGGAUCAAUAUCGCUGUGCGGCGCUGGUCAAGGGCGGCCGGCUCAAGGAUGUUUCAUUCAAUACAUCUCUGACCUACGACCUGGGUAAGUGGCAGACGAAAGUGAGCGACCCAAUCUCGGAGCUUGAGGGAAACCUACAAUUCGAUCCUGGACACUGGUGGCUGAAUAUUACAUGUGCUGAGAGAGAUGGCAUGGUGGCUAGUUCGUUGGAGGUACCAACGAAAGGAAGGUAUUGUAUCACUACUCUGCCUCUACUUACCGGACAGGAAGAGUGGCUACGGGGCGAUACAUAUAAAUAUGUCCGCGAAGGAAGGUCUGGGGACAUGCAUAUCGCUCUAAUAUCUCAAGUCGGCCGACAGAUCCGCGUUCUUCGAGGCUACAGACUGAAGAGCAUCCUGGCGCCGCAGGCCGGCGUCCGCUAUGAUGGACUUUUCACUAUCAAACAGUACGGGUGCAAGCUCGACAACAAUACAAAUGUCUACCGCCUAGAACUAACACUUGAGCGCGUGCCGAACCCAAAGGUGUCCCUGGAGGAUAUCGAAAGCAUACCACGACCCUCCCAGCUAGACGAUUGGAACUUAUACGAGAAGCUCGAAGGCGACAAGAUCAAGCUCCUGCAGGGAGAAACAAGCUAUCUAGAGUGGAAGCUUAGACGUCAAGAAGAGCGGAUCGACAGAGAUGAUUGGAGAAGGGCGCGUCUAUUCAGAGCGUCUGUCUCGCGUUGGGGGUCCGGGACUGAUUCUCAAGAAUAG